Molecule: messenger RNA, 1224 nt
Organism: Lactuca sativa (garden lettuce)
Lineage: Eukaryota; Viridiplantae; Streptophyta; Magnoliopsida; Asterales; Asteraceae
Product: hevamine-A
Biological process (GO): carbohydrate metabolic process
Cellular component (GO): extracellular region
Molecular function (GO): chitinase activity
Source: RefSeq, a predicted model, not a curated record
AGACAAAACAGAUUACAAACCUGAGUACCAUGCAAAGCUUUCCAUCAAUUUCAACAAAUCAAGCGUCUGCUAGAAUAGGAUUCAACAGAGUGCCCUCCAAGGUGCUUCAUUUCCUUAAAAUAUUUCAAUAAAUGGUAACAUAAUCAUGCCAAUAAGCCAAUCCCUUCACUAUAUAUACCAGAAUUCUCAAACACUUGAACACACCAUUACCUUCUACAAUUACCUAAACUUACAAUCAUUCAUACCCAAGGCUUAAAAUGACAUACAAGUUAGGAUUACUCUCUUCAAUGAUGUUGUUACUAGCAGCGGGUAUCAAUGCUGGUGGCAUCGCUAUCUACUGGGGUCAAAACGGGGGUGAGGGCACGUUGGCUGAAACGUGCUCGACAGGGAACUAUGAUUUCGUCAACCUUGCGUUUCUUCCAACUUUCGGAAACGGUCAAACCCCCAUGAUUAAUCUUGCAGGUCACUGCGAUCCAUACAGCAAUGGCUGCACCAAUUUAAGCUCUGAAAUCAAAUCAUGUCAAGCGAAAGGAAUCAAAGUGAUGCUGACCAUUGGAGGAGCAGCUGGGAGCUACUACCUCACCUCUGCUGCAGAUGCCAAACAAGUCGCCACUUACCUCUGGAAUAACUUCUUAGGUGGGAAAUCAUCCACACGUCCUCUUGGUGAAGCUGUUUUGGAUGGAAUCGACUUUGAUAUCGAAGGAGGAACCACCCAACACUGGGAUGACCUUGCCAGGUAUCUUUCUGGAUACAGCAGUCAAGGCAAAAAGGUAUAUUUGACAGCAGCUCCUCAGUGUCCUUUCCCAGAUGCAUAUAUUGGAACUGCCCUUAAAACAGGUCUUUUUGACUUUGUUUGGGUUCAGUUCUAUAACAACCCUCCUUGUCAGUACUCGGGAGGUAUGACCAGUUUUGAAGAUUCUUGGAAACAGUGGACUUCUGAGAUCCCAGCAACCAAGAUUUUCUUGGGGCUGCCUGCAUCACCUACGGCUGCAGGAAGCGGGUAUAUCUCUGUUGGUGACCUAACUUCCAAAGUGCUUCCAGCAAUCAAAGGAUCUGCAAAAUAUGGAGGAGUUAUGUUGUGGGAUAAGUACCAUGAUGAUCAAACUGGAUACAGUUCUUCCAUCAAAAGUCAUGUGUAGUACUUUGUAAAAUCCAUGGUUGUACAACUUCACUUGUAUCUUUAGUAAUUAUUAUAAACUAUUAAGUAAUCAAGAUAUUCAUAAA